Messenger RNA from Falco peregrinus (peregrine falcon), 4410 nucleotides. RefSeq names its product CRK proto-oncogene, adaptor protein (gene CRK). Gene Ontology annotation, molecular function: protein binding. The coding region runs from base 111 to 1142 and encodes 343 amino acids. The record is from RefSeq and is a predicted model, not a curated record. NCBI's taxonomy places the organism in Eukaryota, Metazoa, Chordata, Aves, Falconiformes, Falconidae. The transcript has 4 exons.
CGGGCCGCCAUUUUGGGUGGCAGGGCUGGGCGCGGAGCGGGGCACCGCGGGCGGCGGAGGCCCGCGGUGGGGGGGGGGCAGCGAGUGCGGCCUGCGGGCGGGCGGCCCCCAUGGCCGGGCAGUUCGACUCCGACGACCGGGCGAGCUGGUACUGGGGGCGGCUGAGCCGGGCCGAGGCGGUGUCGCUGCUGCAGGGGCAGCGCCACGGGACCUUCCUGGUGCGCGAUUCGGGCACCAUCCCCGGCGACUUCGUGCUCUCGGUGUCCGAGAGUUCCCGCGUCUCGCACUACAUCGUCAACAGCCUGGGGCCGGCGGGAGGCCGGCGGGCCGGCGGCGAGGGCCCUGGGGCCCCGGGGUUGAAUCCCACAAGAUUUCGAAUAGGUGACCAAGAGUUUGAUUCUUUGCCAUCUUUACUGGAAUUCUACAAAAUACACUAUUUGGACACUACAACGUUGAUAGAACCAGUUUCCCGAUCCAGGCAGAAUAGUGGUGUUAUCCUCAGGCAGGAGGAAGCUGAGUAUGUGCGAGCUCUCUUUGACUUUAAUGGAAAUGAUGAAGAAGAUCUUCCAUUUAAGAAAGGAGACAUACUGAGAAUCCGGGAUAAACCUGAAGAGCAAUGGUGGAACGCAGAAGACAGCGAAGGAAAGAGGGGAAUGAUACCUGUUCCUUACGUCGAGAAGUAUAGACCUUCCUCUGCUUCCGUAUCUACUCUGAUUGGAGGUAACCAGGAUAGUUCCCACCCACAACCACUGGGUGGGCCGGAGCCAGGGCCCUAUGCCCAGCCCAGCAUCAACACUCCGCUCCCUAACCUUCAGAAUGGCCCUAUUUUUGCCCGGGUUAUCCAGAAGCGAGUCCCUAAUGCCUACGACAAGACAGCCUUGGCUUUGGAGCAGAACUCUGCCAUCUUGACCUUACCAAAGAGGAGUACAUGGAAUAAAACCACAGCAUACAGAAGUCUUCACAUGAACCUUCAGUUUUGCUUUGAAGCGUAUGGGAUAUAUUUAGUCGGUGAGACGGUAAAGGUCACAAAGAUUAACGUGAGUGGUCAGUGGGAAGGAGAAUGUAACGGCAGACGUGGGCACUUUCCAUUCACACAUGUCCGCCUGCUCGAUCAACAGAAUCCUGAUGAGGACUUCAGCUGAGUGUGGCUCAACAGUUGCGCUUACAGAUGGGAACAAUCUCAACUUGUUUUUAUUGCAGAUGCCAUCAAGACUUACGUUCUGACAGAUGUUGAAAGCGGUAUUGCUUGUAUAAGCAUUCUGAUAACCUGCAAACCCCUGGGACUGAACACCACCAUUCCUUAAUCAAGGGUCAUGUAAUUCAGGGUACGACAGUAGAUAACUUGUGUGUCAAGUGGCAGAACUAGUACAUGAUUAUAGGUUGUAAUGCCUGCUUAUGUCCAUGUGCAUAGCAGACUGGACCUUGCCAGCAGCAGCAGUUGGAGAAAGCAGUAACGUAGAUGUUAAGAUAACAUUUAUAGCUCUCUCCAGUUCUAUUGCUUAUGUUGCUUCUUCCUCAGGCAAUGAACAUCAACCUUAGACAAUUCAAUAUAUAGUUAGAAAUUUCACAAAUUUAUCCUGGAGCUUUCUCCAUACAUUGUUUUUUUUUCCCAUCCGGAAUUCUCUGUCCUGGAAAGGCUAUGUAGUACUUUGCAUGGUCAGUUAACUCUGCACAGUACAGAUUUAUGUAGAGCCCGUUGGGGACAGCCUUAUGAUUUACAGAUGCUUACCAUUUUAGUGGUAAAUGACAGAUCAAAUCAACCUCAGAAUUCUAGAAGUUUGUGGACACUAGAUUGAUUUUUUUUUUGUUUGUUUGUUUGUUUCAGUACUGUUUAUUUCUUCAGUACUGUUGAUGCUUCAAAUGUAGCAGCUGAUUUUAAAUUAAAAUGUCUAUUAACACACCAAUAUCUCUUUUUAUUCACAAAUAUAAGGCUUUGGAAGUGUAAACAUCCAUAUUGGUGCUGAAAAAUACGUGCGUAGCACUUUAAUGCAUAGCUUUAAAGCAGUGUUUGAUUCACUAAAUAUACUAAAAUAUUGACACUGCUUUCCAAUAAAAUUAAAUUAUAUAGGGCCAGUUAAUUUUUCUAGAAUUCUUCAAUGCUCCUAUUGUACAAUACUCUUAAAGUACAAAUCAGUGUCAAACAUGGUGAACUGACAAACCAAAUAUUACUUCUAUUUUAAAGUUACUCUGGGGACUCUUCUGGUUUAAUUCCCAUCUGUAAAAUAAUUGAUAGUGAUUUCAUGAGGAUUUUAUUUUUAAUAAACUAAUGGAAAAUAUUUGUGUGCUUCUGGAAUGAUUCUCAAAAGGCAUACUAGAGUAAAUAUGGCUUCCUAGGGCAUAAUGAAAGCCAGUGCAUUGAAUAGGUGGUAUUAUGCACUGCUUGGUUUUUUUUGUGUGGUUUUUUUUUUUUAGUCUGCUCUUCUAAUUAUCUGGUUUUCGCUAACAUAAAUCAGAAUGGAUUCAGUAAGUUUUGUAAACUGAAAUUAAACACUGAAGUAACUAUCCCUUGCCUGUACCCCGGAUUGUUUUCCAAGCACAGCGCUCUAGUGACCAAACUUAAGCAAACAAUUUUGUAACUUUGACUACAGUGUAAUCCAUACAGAACAGUUUUUCUGAAGGGUAUCAAACUGAAAGUGUUAAUUUUGGUUGAUACAAACCAUGUGACUAGAAUGGCUCAUUGGUUGUAAAUGCUGCGAGGGCUAGUUCCCACUGCAAAGGCUAUUGCUGCAAGGCACCGACCCGUACAACAGAAUACUGGUAACACUUUACCUCAGAACUGUGUAACAUGCUGGAAAUUAUAUUUCUGUUAUAUUUAAGUACUAGUUGUUUUACUUCAAAACUAACCCAUCAGCAAGUCUGACUAAUUUUCAGGUAAUGGGCACUCAUUAAUUCUGUAGACUAACGCCAAUGUACAUUAAUCAUACUUUUCCAUCGCCAGUCUCAUAAGCACUACUGAAGAUUAUUAGAAAACUGACAGUUGUGACAGUGGUGUAAGAAGAAUGGUAACAAAAGAAUCGCAGUACUAUUCUAGCUUGGGUUGCUACUCUGGUUAGGGUAAUAUGCCAGUGAUUGUGGGAUUUCUUCUAGCUUAGUACGAAACUGAGGAAAAAAAAUUGAGAAACUAACCCUAGGUUCUGUAACAUUGGUUUCUUUAAGGGUAAUUUGUAUUUUUCCUCUGACCUUGAUAUGUACUAUGACUUUUUUUUGAAUAGCUGCACUCUAAAUAAAAGACUUAAUACUGAGUCUGUCAGUUGCCCAUCCCAUAUAUGCUUGUAUUUUUCUUCAGGUGUCGCAAAAGAAAAGCAAUGAACUGUGUGUUCUUAAGAGUAGCACAGUUUGUUCUGAAGUAUUUUUUCCAAUUGCAGUUAAAGAAAGCCCAUAUGUUUGUACCUCUCCAGUGAUUAUUUUAAGAUACCAAAAGAACAUUUUUCUGAAAGUUUUGUUAUGCAAAUCUUGCCUUUUUAAUAUGAAAAACAUAAAUUGAAUUAACUAGCAAAUACCCUGCAAACUUUGUAGAUGUGUUUUCGUUAAGACUGUAUAAAUUGUGAUAUUUGUACACUUUGAAAGAGCAAAAAAAAAGAAACUAGGAGUCUUAAUAGCUGCUGUUGCACUAGAAUCCUAAGUUCUUGUCAAGCAGUUUUUUGUAGUCAACUGAUACAUUAAUGCAACUGUUUUCCACUAUUCAGUUCUAAGCCGAAAUGUGAUUUUGUUUCAUAGGUGAUAGAAAUGAGUAUGUUUGCAUUUGGGUGAAAUAGACAUUUCAACUUAUCAAGCUCUUAAAGGAAAAUAGGUAGAACAUAAUAUGUUCAUAGAUUAAAUCCUUUUGUGGCCUUUUGUUUAUCCUCUUCUAUUUGUUCCCUCCCUUCUCCCUGAUGCGUGCAAAAAAAAUCAUUGCGAAGAAUGUUGGUCACAAUCUUUUGUCUCUACUUGGCUGUGUUUUUGGUCUUGUGCAUAGGCAGGUGUUAGAACUAGAAUAAUCAUUUCUAGAAAUACACCGUGAAAGCAGAAUGCUUAAUUACACUGUGUUCUUCUGGUGCAUUUACACAUUAUAUCACACUAAAAAGUACAACUGGCUGCUAUGUUUUUUUAAUAUAUAUUUCAUUUUGGUAAACCCCAGCCUUUUUACUAAUAUUUGACCUGGUUAAAUCUUGUUAAUCUGUUUGAAUUGUAUUUGUUAAUAAUGCAAAUAUUUCUAAUCAUCUUAAGAGUAAAACACUUUGGUUUUGUUAAUGGUUUUGGGGAAGGAUUCUAACCAAACCAGUUUCAAGAGAAAUAUGAACAUGUGCCAUUGUAUUAUAACACUAUCCACUUUCUUGACAGUUAAAGUCUUUUUUUUUUUAUUUUUUUUGUAGCAUGUAAUGUAUAUGUUCAUAGUACGUGAAGUAAAUAAAAGUAUAGCCAAAACUUUGA